CUGAGACCUCGUCCAGAUAAGACGAUCUAUUCGUGACCUGUUCCUACACUCCUGCGCAUGCGCUGCAUAGAGAAUAAAUCAUGUAUCAAAGCGACGAAAACGAGAUUAGGAAGGUAGAUGCCAGUGCUUUGGUAUGUAUUGCGUGUGAUAUGUGGAGAAACAUGCCAUGAGCCGAUGCAACCAAGGUGAUAAAUGUCCACGGAUGCUGCAAUCGAAGUACCUAGAUCCCUCCCCCGUAAGCCGCCUGCGGCCCGGGAGAAGCCCGUCCGCCCCCAUAUGCCGCCUGCGGAGCGGGCGAGGCUCGGUCACCGGCGCCAAACGCAGCCUGUGGGCCCGGCGAUGCGCGACCGCCGCCGUAGGCUGAUUGGGGGCCCGGCGACGCGCGCCCACCGUAUGCCAUCUGCGGUCCAGGCGAUGCGCGCCCGCCAUACGCCGCUUGGGGCCCAGGAGACGCGCGACCACCGUACAGCGACUGGGGACCCGGGGACGCGCGUCCAGCCAUUUGGGUCAUUGGGAUCGCCUCAGACUGACCCCACUCCGCGGGUGCCGGACCAUUGGCGUCAUUAAACGUUUGGGGCACCGGACCGCGAUAUGGGUCAUAGUACGCGUUCAUCGCAUUCGGGUCAUCGUGGUAUGGCUGAUUGUUCGGAUCGUUGCGUGGAAGUGCAGGGACCGCGUAUGGAUCUGUGUGCAAGUCGGCUGUCGAGUCUCCGUAGGUCGUAGACGGAGCACGUGAAAGCUCGCCGUCGCCGCCGAAUCCGGUCCGUCCCGUCUCCGUGACCGGGAGUGGAUGACUGUCAGCACCCGCAGCGCUGUGCGAAUUGAGCUCGGGCCAUUUGAUGUUUUCUCCGUCAUCAAACUCGUUGUGGUUCUUGCGCCCGAAUUUCCAGAUGAGAAAGCCGACGAGACAAAGGAGCGCAGUACCUCCUGCCACCGCCAAGCCCACUAUCCCUCCGGUACUGAGCCCACUGGAACUGUCGGAGGCGGCUGCACUCGAAUUCGAUGGCGAGGGGGAAGCGCUCGUGACGGACGCAACUGGUGUGCUCGUCGUCGUGACAUCAAUCGUAAUGGUCACGCCAUUGUCCACUGUGACUGACUGAGAGACAAUAGUCGUAGGAGGUAGUGGGGACUGGGUUGUCGGUGUCGUCGGAGUCGAUAUCGGGGUUGUUGUUGUUGUUGUGGGAGAAGUGACUGGAGCUGCUGGAGUAGAGACAGCUGCGGGUGCAGAGCUCGCCGAGGUGGUAGAAGUAGUAGUCGGCGUUGUCACGGAUGGGGCAGCGGGCGUGGAUGCAGCCGCCGUCGUAGAGGGCGUUGAGACAGACGGAGCUGCUGCGGCGGCUGACGAUGCCGCGGGCGCUGAAGCGGAGACAGCGGUGAGUGAAGGAAUCGUCAGUUGCCCGCUCGCGACGGUGGCGGCCGCAAAGAGCCAAAACGUCCUUUGAAGCCGCAUAGGUGGCUGUCGACGUCGUAAAGGAUGGAAUGGAGGGUGGUGUGUGACCAGUGUGACUGACACAAUUCCUCCAUCAAGUGUUUGCGUAGCUGCGAGGCUGUACGUGCUUGACAACCCACUUGCAAGUCCGCAGUCAAUCAACUCCGUGCUGUGCAGAGGCCGACAGCGCGUAUCGCAUUUGUACAUAUACAGAUUCACAGCCGUUACAUAGAUUCCACAGCCGUUCUCUCGCUUUUUUUCGGACUGGAAUCGCGAUCAGGGUUCAGCAUCCCUUCAACCACUGUGAUCCGACCGAAACCGCCGAUGCAAGGAACGUUGCAACGCCAGGUACUUACAUAACCUGGUCAAGAUUUUGCAAGACGGCUCCAGACUUCCAGUCAAGCGUAUGUAACUCCGACGUAGAUCAUCACGAUCCAGCUCCCUUCUUAUCUUCGUGUUCGUGUCCAGGAUUCUGGAAGUCGUUCUCAAUUACCACAGCUCUCACGAGUGUCAGGGCGAGCGAACAUCCUACUGCCGCCGAGCUUGCACGUUAGGUCGCAGCUGUCAGCGUGCAUUUUCGGGAGUUGCAUUCCGCGUAAUAGAAGUCCGUGCAAGCAUCAAAGAGAGAUGCUGGGACCGAGAAAAACACAGCAAGUUAAAUUGCGAUAGCGGAGAUCUUGCACGUGAGCCUUCGAUACUUGACACGUGGACUUCACGUCAUUAUCGACGAAACGCGUGUUUCAUGCACAUGUGGAUGAUUUGUGCGUUCGGCAUUUAUAAUUCGCGCGUUCGGCAUUUGAAAAUGCGGCAGAAUUGCGAUAGAGUGAGACCCGGAUGAUGCUCAAGCUUUUGCUGAACAGUCUCUGAAUGACGAGUGGUGGAUCGAGUCUUUAACUAGAUGUGAUCAGUCAUUGGCUGCAGCUCUUGGCCGGCCACGUGCACGCCACAUCGUAGACAUUAAGCUCUCUUGAAUACAUUUCCUCAAGCGCCAGGACGAUCCAGCCUCACCGAAGGACAAGGAUGAUUUUCUCUCUUGAAUCCUAAGUUAUGGUGUUCAGGAUUCGUGCAUCAAAGAUUCGGAUGCGUCACUCCGCGUGACUGCCCAUCAAAAUUGUGGAUCAGAUGGGAUUUGUCGUUCCAAGUGACACCCCUCGCGUCGGCAAGCCAAGGGCGGGGAUGACGACGCGUACUACGUAGGAACCGGCACCAGGCUCAAGAAAUCGCAACGUACCCUCUCUCACCCGAUGAUGGCCCUGAAUCUACCUGCUUUAUAAGUGUGCGGAAGAAGGAAUACCUACAUCCGCCUACAUCCCAUGAGUCUGCGUCACCAUGCAGCUUAAUUGGUACAAUCCCGACACAGAGAUCCCUGACCUGACGGGGAAAGUGAUUGUAGUGACAGGAGGAACUGCUGGAAUCGGCCACGCCGUCAUCUGCGAGCUCGUGAAACACCAUCCAAAGCAGAUCUACUUCACUGGCCGUCCUAGGACACAGGGAGAAAAGAUUGUCGCCGAACUGUCCGCCGAGACAAUCGUCACUUUCCUCGAAUGCGACCAUUCCUCCCAAGCCUCCGUCCGCGCAGCCGCGACGCGCAUCACCGACGCAUCCGACACAAUAGAUAUCGUGUUCUGCAUCGCAGGCGUGAUGAGUGUACCGCCCGCGGUAUCCGUCGACGGGUAUGAAAUGCACAUGGCCGUCAACCACCUCGCGCACGCGCUUCUCAUCAAGAUGCUUCUGCCCAGCCUGCUGCGCGCCGCCGCACCACGCGUGGUGAUCACCUCAUCCGCUGCGUUCGGGAUGCACCCGCGCGGCGGAAUUUCGUUCGACACCCUGCGUACGCCGCAGGGAGGGCUGCUCGAGCGCGAGUGGCGCUAUGCGCAGAGCAAGUUGGCGAACAUCCUAUUCGCAGCUGAGCUGGCGCGGCGCUACCCCCAUAUCACGGCUCUGUCGACGCACCCUGGCGUCGUGCAGACCGCGAUGUUGGCGCAGCAGAACGCGCUUGUGCGCUUGUUAGGGUCGCUGAUGCAGUUCGGGACAUUGUUGACUCCGGCACAGGGCGCAUACACUCAGCUUUGGGCUGGCACCGCGAGCAAAGAUGUGAAUGGGGCCGAGAUCGUCAACGGAGAGAAAUACGAUCCCAUCGGUGUCCCUGGUGCACAAACAAAGGUGUCAAGGGACGCCGAGUUAGCAGGCCGCUUGUGGGACUGGACUGAGCAGGCCAUAACACUGCAACAGUAG
Mycena citricolor is the source of this 3664-nucleotide messenger RNA. Lineage: Eukaryota; Fungi; Basidiomycota; Agaricomycetes; Agaricales; Mycenaceae. The record is from the annotation of a GenBank genome assembly.